AUAUUAGCUGUGGCCAAAGCCGGGUAAGAAACACAGCUCAUUGUUGGCAAGUGCCGAUGAGCCUCGCUGAGGAGUGAAAAACAGCUCCGGGGCUGCUGCGGCGAUCACAGCACCGUCACGUAAGCGCCGAGGAGAGGGCCGGGAAAGCCCUCUCUAUGCUGGGUGACUUUUACUGACUGAUUUCGCCGCCACCUUUGAAGCAAAAGAAGAAAGAAGCCGGGAGGUGGGCAAUGGCAGACCACAUGAUGGCCAUGAACCACGGGCGCUUUCCCGACGGAUCUGGCGGGCUUCACCACCACCCUGCGCAUCGAAUGGGCAUGGGGCAGUUUCCCACCCCCCAUCACCACCACCAGCAGCAGCCACCGCAGCAGCACGCCUUCAGCGCCCUGAUGGGAGACCAUAUACAUUACGGAGCUGGGAAUAUGAACGCGAGCAGCGGGGUGAGGCACGCCAUGGGGCCGGGGAGCGUCAGCGGAGGGCACCCGGCCGGCACCAUGCCGCCCCCCGCCCGCUUCAGCGGCUCCCAGUUCAUGGCCCCCCCCGUCGCCAGCCCGGGAGGGCAGCUGAGCGCCAGCAUGCAGCUCCAGAAGCUGAACAACCAGUACUUCAACCACCACCCCUACCCCCACAGCCACUACAUGCCGGACUUGCACCCCGGCAGCCACCAGCUGAACGGCAGCAGCCAGCAGCAUUUCAGGGACUGCAACCCCAAGCACGGCGGCGGCAGCGGCUUGCCGCCUGCCGUCCCCCACGUCCCCGCGGCAAUGCUGCCGCCCAAUGUCAUAGACACUGACUUCAUCGACGAGGAGGUCCUCAUGUCCUUAGUCAUCGAAAUGGGGCUGGAUCGCAUCAAGGAGCUUCCCGAGCUGUGGUUGGGACAGAACGAGUUUGACUUCAUGACAGACUUCGUUUGCAAACAGCAGCCCAGCAGGGUGAGCUGCUGAUUCAUUUAAAACAAACAAAGGACUUUCUAUCGGUGCGAAUGAAAACAUUCCCCUAGACACGGUGUCUCACUUUUCAGGGCUUGAAAAGGUGAGAAUCUGGAAAGCAAGAGUCAACUAUGCGCUUGUAUAAAUUCUUUUUUCUUUCUUUUUUUUUUUUUUCCUUUUUUUCCCCCCCCUCAAAUCGCUGCCACUUUUUUUGUAGAUUUGACAUUCACGCCCCCUCCCGUAGUAAUCAUUCCUAGCAAACUCUGCCUUUUUAUGUUGGUCGUCUCCCUCCACUCCUUGCUCUCUUGAUUUCUUUGCAGUAACGUGCCCAUAAUUCCCACAGUGCUCAACUGUUAGAUAUUAAUCUUGGCAAAUUGCUUAAUCGUGUGGAUUUUGUAAACGAAGAUUUCCAGUGACUUGAACUGCAUUCAAAUUCUGAGUGAACAGGGAAAAAAAUAUUGCAUUAGUUGGUUGCAUGAACUUUGAAGGGCAGAUAAUACUGCACAAAUGCUGCCAUCUUGCUUAAUUUUUAACUAUGCAUUGCAGUGCAGACUAAUAAUUGGGGGAUUUUGGUUUCAUUUUGGUUUUUUGGUUGUUGGUUUUUGCUUUU
Messenger RNA from Dryobates pubescens (Downy woodpecker), 1539 nucleotides. RefSeq names its product Cbp/p300 interacting transactivator with Glu/Asp rich carboxy-terminal domain 2 (gene CITED2). The transcript is spliced from 2 exons. Bases 231 to 944 code for a protein of 237 amino acids. Gene Ontology annotation, biological process: left/right pattern formation; regulation of DNA-templated transcription; sex determination. Gene Ontology annotation, cellular component: nucleus. The record is from RefSeq and is a predicted model, not a curated record. Lineage: Eukaryota; Metazoa; Chordata; Aves; Piciformes; Picidae.